Messenger RNA from Trypanosoma rangeli, 396 nucleotides. RefSeq names its product RING-box protein 1. The coding region runs from base 1 to 396 and encodes 131 amino acids. Lineage: Eukaryota; Euglenozoa; Kinetoplastea; Trypanosomatida; Trypanosomatidae. The record is from RefSeq and is a predicted model, not a curated record. Gene Ontology annotation, molecular function: zinc ion binding; ubiquitin protein ligase activity; cullin family protein binding. The transcript has a single exon. Gene Ontology annotation, biological process: protein ubiquitination; ubiquitin-dependent protein catabolic process. Gene Ontology annotation, cellular component: cullin-RING ubiquitin ligase complex; nucleus.
AUGGCCUUAUAUAUGAGGUUCAUUGUUUCUGUUUGUCUUCUAGUUGAUAUUGUUGUUGAUAUUGUAGCAUCUAUCAUGCAGGAAGGAUGUUGUGAGGUGGUGCCACCGCCAGAAGGCAGUGAGGAGCAGCGAAGAUUUGAGCUGAAGCGCUGGUACGCUGUUGCGCUUUGGUCUUGGGAUAUUCAAGUGGAGACAUGUGCCAUUUGUCGUAAUCAUGUAAUGGAUCUUUGUAUUGAAUGUCAGGCCAAUCCAAGUCUUUCUCCAACGGCAUGCAACGUUUCAUGGGGAGCGUGUAAUCACGCCUUUCAUACUCAUUGUAUAUCUCGUUGGUUAAAAACAAGAAAUGUUUGUCCCCUGGAUAAUAAGGAAUGGUCGUACCAGAAGCUAGGUGCGUAA